AUGUCGGUGCCGCUGCUCAAGAUCGGGGUUGUGCUGAGCACCAUGGCCAUGAUCACCAACUGGAUGUCCCAGACGCUGCCCUCACUGGUGGGCCUCAACACCACCAAGCUCUCUGCGGCCAGCGGCGGGACGCUCGACCGCAGCACCGGCGUGUUGCCCACCAACCCCGAGGAGAGCUGGCAGGUGUACAGCUCCGCCCAGGACAGCGAGGGCAGGUGCAUCUGCACAGUGGUCGCCCCCCAGCAGACCAUGUGUUCACGGGAUGCCCGCACGAAACAGCUCAGGCAGCUACUGGAGAAGGUGCAAAACAUGUCUCAAUCCAUAGAGGUCCUGGACAGGCGGACCCAGAGGGACUUGCAGUAUGUGGAGAAGAUGGAGAACCAAAUGAAGGGACUGGAGUCCAAGUUCAAGCAGGUGGAGGAGAGCCAUAAGCAACACCUGGCCAGGCAGUUCAAGGGCUAACUUAAAAGCGUUUUUUCAGUGCCGCAGUGACUGAAGAUGCAGUCCACUCCCAUGUAACCAUGAAAGAGGGUCAGAGAGCUUUUGCACCAUGCAUUUUUACUAUUAUUUCCCAAUACUUAGCACCAUGACACUAAGGAACCUUGAACACAACCAGGACCCUCUUUUGCAUGCGACUGUAGCUGCAUUCCACGGACAGUUUGAACCCUUGUCAAUGCAUUUUUUGAAAAAGAAAAAAAAAAAAAGAAACUUUGUGUGUGUGACUAAAAGCAUGUAACCUUAAGAUGUUGCGUUCUAAACUGACAAUAAAGACCUUUCCCAAA
This is a messenger RNA of Enhydra lutris kenyoni (northern sea otter), 782 nucleotides long. RefSeq names its product noelin. The record is from RefSeq and is a predicted model, not a curated record. NCBI's taxonomy places the organism in Eukaryota, Metazoa, Chordata, Mammalia, Carnivora, Mustelidae. Gene Ontology annotation, biological process: signal transduction. Bases 1 to 462 code for a protein of 153 amino acids. The transcript has 4 exons.